AUGAAUAACUCUGACCUUAGGACUACCAUUAAGAACUAGGAAAUAUUAAAUGCACUAAAACUUGAUUCAGCUAAUUUAAAAAAAAUGACAGCCCAUAAUUUUAUUGUAGAUUCUGAAUCAGGACCUUAUAAAACAAUUCAAGAAGCAAUAGAUGCAGCUGAACCAGGUAGCACGAUUAAAAUUGCUCCUGGCCUCUAUAAUGAUAAUAUUUAUAUAAACAAACCUGAUCUUACCCUAGAACCUAAAGAAAAGGUUGGUGAUAUCAUUUUAGUUGUUUAAAAUAAACCCGCUAUUAGGGUAAAUUUAUAGCCUGGACAGUCUUGCAAGAUAUCAUCAAUGAAAUUAAGUCAUAGUGGCACAAACGAAAAUAUAGAAGAAAUAGAAAAGUUGAUGUAAGAAAAAGAGUUUACAUUAAAUUUGUUUGGAGGUGGUAAGGUGUUAGAUGGCAUCUCACAGUAUAGUGAAUGUGAACCUGAUUUAGAACUAGUAAAUAAAUUUCCCAUAGAACCCGAUAUGAAUUGUAUUCUAUAUGUAGAAGGAGGAGAGUUAGUCAUGGAAAAAUGCUUGUUAUCACUCAACUUUAUUAUAAGUAAUAAUCGUAAUAUACUUCCUGCAGUUAUUGUAACAGAAAAUGGCAAAAUAGACUUUUCCCAAGUAGAAAUAAAGGGUAAUAUAAAUCAUGAGACAAUAGGUGUUAUUUUAAGAAAAGGUAAUGCAAAAAUAGAUAAAUCUAAAAUAUAUGGGCAUUUGUUUGGUGGAAUAGCUAUAUGGAGUAAUAAAAAUAAUGUAAUCAAAAUAACAAAUAGUAAAAUAUAUAAAAACUCAAAAAUGGGCAUUCAUUGUGUUGGAGAAGAUGGAGAAGUUUUAAUAGAAGGAAAUAAAAUAGAAAAUAAUAACGGAUCAGGCGUUAAAAUUGGAAUAGCCAAUAAGUGUUAAAUCAUAAAGAAUGAAAUCAAAUAAAAUUAAAUAGGAGUUGAAGUCAUUUCUGGAGAGCCCUUUAUAUUCUCAAACAAAAUAGAUAAAAAUUACACAGAUGGCAUUCUUACUAACACUUUCCAUAAUAUAAGAUGUGAUGCAAUAAUAAAAAAUAAUUUAAGUAUUUGCAGGAAUAGUGAUAAUGGCAUUCAUUGCAAAGGACUUAAUAAUUAUACAAAAAUAGAACUGAACUCUUUUAUUGCUUAUAAUAAAAAAGCUGGCAUUAAAAUAGAUGAAGAGGCUACAGUUUCAAUUUUUAAAAAUAAGGUCUAAAAAAAUUUUACUUAAGGAAUUUUAUUAGUAGAAUCAAGUAGUGCAGUCAUAGAAUAAAAUGAAAUAAAGGAAAAUAUAAAAGCAAAUAUUGCCAUGGGAGGUAUUAAUGCAAUCAACACUUGCAUCUUGAAAAAUAUUAUUUCUGGAGGAAGAUGUGAAGGGAUUUUUAUUAUAGAGAGUGGUAAUUGCUGGAUAAAAGAAAAUAAUAUAUCAGACAAUAAUGAUGGAAUUGUUUGCAUAACCUCAUUGCCCGAAAUAUCUUUUAACGAUAUUUCUAAAAAUAAAAGCAAUGGUAUAAUGGUAAUGAAAGAUAGUAGGCCUAAUAUAGUUUCUAAUAUAAUAACUGAUAAUGAUGGUAUAGGAUUAUUUAUUAGAGAUAAAAGCUGGGGUAAAAUAAAAGAUAACACAAUUAAAAGUAAUGAAAUAGAGCUUGUUUUAGAAAGGAAAAAUGAAUUUUAAUAAAGUAUCUUAUCAGAUAACUCUGUAACAGGAGAUAUACGUUUACCGUAAGGUGUUUCUUGCAAUAUUUUUUGA
Tetrahymena thermophila SB210 is the source of this 1782-nucleotide messenger RNA. Its product is annotated as F-box only protein, putative. NCBI's taxonomy places the organism in Eukaryota, Ciliophora, Oligohymenophorea, Hymenostomatida, Tetrahymenidae. Gene Ontology annotation, biological process: protein ubiquitination; regulation of apoptotic process; ubiquitin-dependent protein catabolic process. The transcript has 11 exons. The record is from RefSeq and is a predicted model, not a curated record.